UGCAAAACCAAAGGCACCCCUGUACCCUGCUACAGGGGGCUGGGGCAAGGGGGGUCUUAGGAUCCUUGUUUGUAGCAGGAACAUGCAGAACUAUGUUUCUUGCUUAGACAAACCUUAUCUUUUCUUGACUCUCAAUCCAGAAGUUUCCUUAGGUUUACUCGCGUUUUAUAAAUUGCUUUUCUUAAAAUUGUAAGUGGGCCACUGUUGCCGAUUUAGAAUUCAAAUAACCAGAAAUAUGUACAACUUUGAGUCAGUUUCAUAUGAUGGCUUCUGUAGUUUCUAUUGGUGUUCCUAAGGGUCUGCAAAAUCCUAAAGUUAUUUCUGUAUCAUCAGAGAAUCUGUUAUAUUCAGAAGAAUUUCAGUAAUAUGUAUGUUCUGUUGUACUUUCUUUGAAAAUCAGUGAUCUAGUGUAUAUGUGGAAAGUCUCAGCAAACCAGAAGUGCCCAGCACCCCAACUAUUCUGUAUAGUGAAUAAAGAGAGGUUUAAAAAAUAAUGUUUAAACAAAGACAGCAAAAUCUAGCAAGUAUAUUAGUUUUUGUAUUAGUUUCCUAUGUUGCGAUAACAAAUUACCACAAAUUUGGUGCCUUAGAAAAACACACAUUUAUUCUCUUAUAGUUCCGGAGGCCAGAACCCCGAAAUCAGAUUCCCCGGACUAAAGGCAGGAUGUGCUCCCUCUGGAGGCUCUAGGGCAAAGUCCAUGUCCUUCCCUUUUCCAGCUUCCAGACUUGCACUUCUUGGCUCCUGGCCUCUCUUCCUCCAUCUUCAAAGCCCGCAGUGGAGCAUCUUGCUUCAGAGUUCAUAUUGCUUUCUUCUCUGUUGUCAUCACUCUCUCUGCGUCCCUCUUGUAAGUACACAGGUGAUUGUAUUUAGAACCCACUGUAGUAAUGCAAGAUAAUCUUCCCAUUGGCCUUACAAGGUUUCAGGGAUUAAGACCUUGGAUAUCUUUGGGCCAUUAUUCAGCCGAGUGCAGUUACAGAUGUAAUUGUACACGUGGCAAAGCGCUUGCUUCCCAGUUGGUCUUUGGUUCCCAUGCACUUCUCAGGUGAGUCAUUGGAAAUGUUCUAGAAUGCUCCCACUGGAGAAAUACUACUUUGGUAAAUAUUAAUAAAAAGAUGUCAGAGCAAGUGCUUUGUUCCCGCCGGAGCUCACCCACCCAUCCGGCCUGCUCUGCUGCACUUGUAGACUUUCUGACUAAUUGGGCUCUUAGGUCACCUCUUGUCCUCUCUCCCAGAUUGCAGCUCUUCCUUGAGCAGUGGUGAAAAGACAGAGCAUUGACCGGAGUUCGGCCCUUCACCCUUUAGCUUGGAUAUAUCACUUCACUUCUGUGAGCUCCAGGUUCCCAUUAGGAAAACGGCAGUUUCUAGUCUGUCAGCAUGGAAACACUAUCAGAAGCAAACGGCACCUUUGCCUUGAACCUCUUGAAAAAGCUGGGUGAAAACAACUCGCAAAAUGUGGUUUUUUCACCCAUGAGCAUCUCCUCUGCCCUGGCCAUGGUCUUCCUGGGGGCCGAGGGGAACACUGCCACCCAGAUAUCUCAGGCACUUUCUUUAAAUAAAAGCAGAGGUGGAGGUGGAGAUGUUCACCAAGGUUUCCAGUCGCUUCUCACUGAAGUUAACAAACCUGGUACUCAGUACAUGCUCAGAACAGCCAACAGGCUCUUUGGAGAGAAGACAUAUGAUUUCCUGUCAUCUUUUAAAGACUCCUGCCGCAAAUUCUACCAAGCAGAGAUGGAAGAGCUUGACUUUGCUAAUGCUACAGAGGAGUCCAGAAAACACAUCAACACCUGGGUAGCCAAGAAGACAGAAGGUAAAAUUACAGAGUUGCUGUCUUCAGGUGCAGUUAAUUCGAUUACUAAGCUGGUUCUCGCGAAUGCCAUCUAUUUCAAAGGAAACUGGGAUACUCAGUUUAACAAAGAGCAGACGAAGGAAAGACCUUUUAAAAUCAGCAAGAAUGAGGAGAAGCCUGUGCAAAUGAUGUUUAAGAAAUCUACUUUUAAAAUUACCUAUAUAGGAGAAAUAUUCACCCAAAUUCUAGUGCUUCCGUAUGUCGGGAAGGAGCUGAAUAUGAUCAUCAUGCUUCCGGACGGAAACACGGAUUUGAGCACGGUGGAAAAAGAACUUACUUAUGAGAAAUUCAUGGAAUGGACAAGGCCAGACAUGCUGGAUGAGGAAGAGGUAGAAGUCUUCCUUCCUAGAUUCAAGUUAGAGGAGAAUUAUGACAUGGAGGAUGUCCUUCGCAGUCUGGGCAUGGCUGAUGCCUUUGACCAGGGCAGGGCAAACUUCUCUGGAAUGUCCUCCAAGAGAGACCUGUAUCUAUCCAAGGUUGUGCACAAGUCUUUUGUGGAGGUCAACGAGGAAGGCACAGAGGCAGCGGCUGCCACUGCUGCUAUCAUGAUGAUGCGCUGCGUAAGGAUCACCCCCCGGUUCUGUGCUGACCACCCCUUCCUCUUCUUCAUCCAGCACACCAAGACAAAUGAGAUUCUGUUCUGCGGCCGGGUCUCCUCUCCAUAAGGAAGAGGAGUCAUUUGUUGUAGCCUUUCUCCUUUCUCCUACCACGUGCCUUUCCUCUGACACUUUCUCCUACCACGUGCCUUUCCUCUGACACUUAACAAUGUGCCUAUAACCUAGAGUGACCUUAUUAGUGUGGUGGUGACGGUUUAGAAAUAAAGGACCUGAUUUUGACAUUCCUGGUUCAGAACUCUUGUGUAUGUGUGUUUACA
This is a messenger RNA of Trichechus manatus latirostris (Florida manatee), 2720 nucleotides long. Its product is annotated as serpin B6. The record is from RefSeq and is a predicted model, not a curated record. Lineage: Eukaryota; Metazoa; Chordata; Mammalia; Sirenia; Trichechidae. Gene Ontology annotation, molecular function: serine-type endopeptidase inhibitor activity. The transcript has 7 exons. Gene Ontology annotation, cellular component: cytoplasm. The coding region runs from base 1375 to 2511 and encodes 378 amino acids.